AUGACCAAGAAUCUCCCUAGACUGUCAUUUAACAAGAAUAUAAUCUCUUCUGUGAAUGAUACGCUAUCAUCAAAUGAAUUAUUAGCCAGAUUAGGAACCUUACAUGACGAACUUUCAUUAUUUGAACAGGGGCAAUUGGCCAUUGAUUCAUUAUCUCGCUAUAAGUCAGAUUUAAUUAGUAAGAAACUUUUGAAGAGUAAAGAUCCUGGUGUUCAAGCUUUUGUUGCAUGCUGUUUGAGUGAUCUUUUAAGACUAUAUGCACCCGAUGCCCCAUAUACGGACGCCGAAUUAUGUGAAAUAUUCAAGUUAUUUAUCAAUCAGUUCAAAAUGUUAUCUGAUGCUGAAAAUGGGUACUACGUACAGCAAACAUACCUAAUUACAAGGUUACUAGAGUUUAGGUCGAUAGUGUUGGUUACUGAUUUGUCUUCGUCUCCUAAACUCAUUGAAGAUAUAUUCGCGGUAUUUUAUGAUAAAGAGCACAAUUCUUUCCAGCCUAAGUUGACGAAAAUCAUUGGCUGCUUACUAGGUGAAAUCCUCUCCGAGUGUGAAUCAGUGCCAAUGUCUGUUCUGAGAAAUAUUUUUAAUAAAUUCUUAACGCAUGAUCUUGGCGAUAAAUUAAAUCCUCUGAAGUCCACAAUAAAGGAUCCGGCAUUCGAGUUUUCUUUGACUAUUUGUCAGUCUUACUCGAACCGGCUUGGUCGUCAUUUUACAAAGUUUUAUUCAGAAAUAUUGUACGGUAUUACAAACUCAGAGCAGAAUAGAGAAACCGGCCAGUCGGGAGUUAUUCAGUCCACGCUGGACGCAGGAUUCAAGACUCUAACUAAAUUACACAAAUUGACCGCAAAUAUCUGGCAACAUGUUCCGGAAUUGUUAAGUUCAGUUGUGGGAUUUGUGUACCAAGAAUUAUGCUCGGACAAUAUCCCGUUAAGAAUCGGGGCAACUAGACUAGUUGCAAAUAUCCUAGCGAUACCGUCCGAGGUAAAUUUUGUGACACAAUAUAAUGACACUUACAAGGCAUGGUUGUUAAAAAUUGCGGAUAUUAAUAGUACUGUACGAUCUGAAUGGGUCAAUGGUAUACCAGACAUUAUUAAUGCGCGGACCGAUAUCAGUGAGGAUAUUUGCAAAGGAAUAAUCAAGACUUUACUUGAUGUGAAUGAGACCGUUAGAUUAAACACAGUUGAAAUCUUUCAGGACAUGCCAAUAAAAAACUUUUGGAACUUCAUUAAGGAUGCUACAAUUUAUACGGAGCUCUUACAGUUGACCAGAGAGAAGAACAAAAACAUUAGAGAAAAUUGCAUCAAAGUAGUAGCUAGAAUUUAUACCGAAUCAGUUGACGAAAUUGAAAGAAACCGUGAAAAUGAAGAACUUUGGGAAGUUGUUGACAAAACACCUUGUGUCCUCUUCAAUCUCUACUAUAUUAAUGAUCCGAACAUUACUUUCCAAACGGACACUGUGAUAUUUGAGAAGCUCUUUCCGUUACAACCAAAUGAUGGAUUAAGGGUUAAAAGGUUAUUACUUCUGCUGAGUCAUUUUGAUCAAAAAGCGUUUUCAUCAUUCUUUGCGUACAAUAAAAGACAGGUACAGAUGAGUAACGUCUUGAAUAAAUUCAUUGAACUUUGUGAGGUUAUAAAUUCGCCUGAUUCAAACGAAGAAAGUAAACUGAAACUGAACAAGACAAUUGACUGGUUUGUGGCCACACUACCCACCCAAAUAGACUGCAAGGCUAUCUUUGAGAAGUUUUUGGAAUUGAAUGAUAAAAGAAUACAUCAUUUGAUAAAAACCUGUAUUAAGCGCGAUGUUAAUUAUUCAACGAUGAAGAAUUCAAUGGUAGAACUAAUCACAAGGCUAAAAGAUGAGGAGCUGUUUAAAAAACGAAACGUUAAAAUUGGCUCUUCCUUCACUAGAGAUACAUUUCAAUCAGUUUUUAAGAUUUUGAUUUACAGAAGCGCACCUUUGAUAUAUAAUGUUUCAACUGUUCCGUUAUUACUGGAUAACAACAGGAAUUCUACUACUCUGGACCUAAAGAGGAAGUUAGUAGAGCAUAUAUCUGAAGUUAAUCCUACUAUUUUCAGGGACCAAUUGGUUUCUUUAAAGGAAAUAGUGAAAAGACUUGAUGAUACAGACAUUUUGCCUGGAGAAACAAUGACUGUAAGCGAAGCUCUAAAGACGAUUUACAAAAUCUCUAUAUCCCUUACAGAUAUAGUAGACAUGGAUGAUGAAUUCUUUAUUACCAGAUUGAAAGAAUUGGCUGUUGAUGGUACACCAGACGAGGCAAAGUAUGCCUUGAAACUAAUAUCUUUGACGUCUAAUAAGACGGAGAUCUUAACCAGCAUUAAAAAACAAAUUUUGCCAUUAGCAAUUGAGGACUGUAAGAACUUCCCCUCGCAUAUACUCGUUUUGGCGGAGAUAUUUAAGAUAGACCCUCAUGUCCUUGAUGAUGACUCAACUGACAUUGUAAGCUACUUAAUCAGACACACUUUAUUGGCAAACCAAGUUGUGGGAGACUCUCAAUCAGAUGGUGUAUGGAUCAAUGAUACACAGCUCAAUGAUCCAGUGUAUUAUCCUUUGGCAUCUAAAUUGUACUCGCUAAAGUUAUUUACCAAUAAACUAAGAUCUAUAUCAAAUGAGGUUGCGGAUGAUGAAAUAGCGCAGACGUUUACUGAAAAAACCAUGAAGCUCUUCUUCUAUAUGCUUGCUAAUGGAGGGGAAUUAAUAGCUGAAUCUAACAAUGAAAACUACCCUACUCCAAAUAAUUAUCAGACAAAGCUAAGAUAUUACGCAGGAAUACAAGUCUUAAAAGUCGCAAAGGUUCCCAACUUUAAUAGCUUCAUUCUGCCAAAGGAUAUCAUGAAAUUGGUGAACUUGGUUGAAGAUGAAUGCCUAGAAGUACGAAGAGCGUUUUUGGAUAAGCUUCGCCAUUAUAUCGGUAAUGAGUAUAUUUCCAUCAAGUUCCUGCCUUUAGUGUUUUUUAUGGCAUAUGAACCAGAUACCCAACUGAAGCAGGAUAUCAAAACAUGGAUAAAUUUCACCAUUAACAAAACUGGGUUCCAGAAGGGUACCAUUUUUGAAAGAGCUUUGCCAAGACUAAUACAUUGCAUUGCAAACCACCCAGAUGUUAUUGAAGGGAUAAAAGAAUCCGGUGACACUUUCUUGAAUAGUAUAACGACUGCCAUUGACUAUUUAGUCUUCUACUUCGAUUCCGUCGCCUCUUCGCGAAACAUCUGCUUAUUAUACUAUUUGGCAGGAAGAGUAAAGCAAUACCAAGACAGUACUAUAAACGAGGAAGCUGAUACAAAUGAUGGAGCGCAAUCUUCUCCCAAAAAUAUUUACAUUAUUUCUGAACUCACACAACUGAUUUUAUCAGAAUUGAAGAAUCAACGUGGUUGGAAUUUACCUGUAUACCCAGGCAAAUUAAAUCUUCCUUCUGACUUAUACCAACCUUUUCCAAGCAUGGAUGAAGCCCAACGCAACACUUUUGUUAGCUAUUUACCUGAUGAUCAAAUUGAUUCCUUGGUAGCGAAUAUUAAAGGCAAAUUAUCGCGUCUAUCACAUAACUCGUCUACUAGAAAACAAAUCACCCAGAAGAAGAAGCUUACGAGUGAAUACCAGAAUUCUCGUCCUAGUUCUUCAAAUAAACCGAAAAGACGUAAAAUAAAGGAUAAUGAUGCUGACGGCGAUGAUUCGGAUACGUCUGACGCAUAUGUUCCCAAACUGAGAAACGAAAAUGCAAAUAUCCGAAAAAGUACUAGGAGUAGGAAGACUGUAAACUAUGUUGAAGACGAUGAGAAUGAAAAUGGAGACUAA
Eremothecium sinecaudum is the source of this 3804-nucleotide messenger RNA. It is a transcript of the gene PDS5, whose product is annotated as sister chromatid cohesion factor PDS5. The transcript has a single exon. Gene Ontology annotation, biological process: mitotic sister chromatid cohesion; DNA repair. The record is from RefSeq and is a predicted model, not a curated record. Gene Ontology annotation, cellular component: chromatin; nucleus. Lineage: Eukaryota; Fungi; Ascomycota; Saccharomycetes; Saccharomycetales; Saccharomycetaceae. Bases 1 to 3804 code for a protein of 1267 amino acids.